Caenorhabditis elegans is the source of this 1050-nucleotide messenger RNA. It is a transcript of the gene srh-62, whose product is annotated as Serpentine Receptor, class H. NCBI's taxonomy places the organism in Eukaryota, Metazoa, Nematoda, Chromadorea, Rhabditida, Rhabditidae. Bases 1 to 1050 code for a protein of 349 amino acids. The transcript is spliced from 3 exons. The record is from RefSeq and is marked reviewed.
AUGAAUCGAAGCAGUAGUCUAACUGACUAUUUUAUUACCGUAUAUCCUUUAAAAUGCCAACCUGAAACUAGAUACUUGGCCACUAAAGAUGGAAUGAAAUCCGUUGCAACUUCGAUUGCUAUUGUCUCUCUCCCAAUCUUGUUUUUCACAAGCUUCUGCAUUUUAAGAAAAACUCCGGAAAGCAUGAAAUCCGUUCAGUUGGGAUUAUUGAAUUUGAAUUUUUGCUACACUAUAUCUCAAUUUACACAAGCAUUUCUUAUAGUUCCAAUAUUUUAUCUUCCAUUUGCUGCAUUUAACACUGUGGGGCUGGUAAAUUAUUUGAAUAUUCCACCAGUUUUUCAGAUGUAUUUUUCUAUAACCAUGAUUAAUGCAACACUCGUCUCCAUAACCAUUUUGUUUGAAAAUCGGAGUAGUUCAAUUUCGUUCAACAAGUUUCGUAUAUCAAAACGGAAAUACAAGAUUCUUUGGAUUUUUUUAAAUUGUCUUGGAACAGUUCUUCUUGUGACUCCGCCAUUUUUCAAUCUUCCGGAUCAAAAUGCGUCUAAACUUGAGAUACUGAAAAUAUUCCCCUGUCCACUGAAAGAGUUUUUCAUGGAGCCAACUGUCGUAAUAGCUUUUGGAAAUCAUUGGGAGUCAUAUUUAAUUCAAUCGAGCAAAGCGUUAUUCUUCAUUUCAAUGCUUCAAAUUUUAUAUUUCUCUGCCUGCUGUAUUUAUUAUCUUGUCAUUUACAAACGUUCCAAUAUUUCUGCUACAACUCGUCGUCUGCAGCUCCGUGUAUUCAUUGGCGUUGUAAUUCAAAGUUUGAUACCAAUUAUUUUAACUAAUAUUCCUGUGAUAACUUUUCUAAAUAAGAAUACGCGGGAACAGUAUGACCAAAUCAGUAACAACUUGCUGUUUAUAAGUUCAAUUGUUCAAAAUGGAGUUGCGAGUCUUUCUAUUCUCAUGGUGCAUAGACCAUACCGAAAAUUUUUGGUUUCGAUAUUUUGUAAAGAAAAAGUGAAAGUUAUUCAAAUAUCAGUUUGCUCAAAAACGGAGCAAUUCCGUAUAUAA